AUGGAAUCCCGGGGCCAGGCUCACCCGGGCCCCCAGUACGUGGGCCUCUGGGACUUCGAGGCCCGGAUGGACGAGGAGCUGAGCUUCCGGGCCGGGGAUCUGUUCCACGUGGCCAGGAAGGAGGAGUGGUGGGGCGUCACGUUGCUGGAUGUGGCGGGCAGGGCCCUGGUCGAGGGCUACAUGCCCCACAACUACCUGGCCGAGAAGGAGACGGUACAGUCUGAGCCCUGAGUGUGGUUCUUUGGCCUCGUCUCCCGCUCGGAAGCCGUGCACCAGCUGCAGGCCGAGGACAACAGGCCAGGGGCCUUCCUGGUCAGGGUCAGUGAAAAACCGGGUGCUAUGUUCUCUCAGGUAGUGUGGGACAGGCAGGCCAUGCGGCAUUACAGGAUCUGGCUGCACCUCCGUGAGGCUGCGUCUUCCUUCCCCAGUCUGUCCGAGCUCCUGGAACAUCACAAAGCCCAGAGCCUGUCCCAUGGCCUGCAGCUGACCGUGCCCUGCCAGAAGCAUGAGCCCAAGCCCCUGCCUCACUGUGAUGACUGGGAGAGACCGCGGGAGGAGUUCACGCUCUGCAGGAAGCUGGGGUCUGGGUACUUUGGGGAGGUCUUCGAAGGGCUCUGGAAAGACCGGGUCCGAGUGGCUAUUAAGGUGAUUGCUCGAGAUGAUCUCCUGCGGCGCACAUUCCAGUUGGAGAUCCAGGCCAUGGAGCAGCUACGACACAAGCACAUCCUGGUGCUGUACGCCGUGGCUUCCGUGGGGGACCCCGUGUACAUCGUCACGGAGCUCCCCGGCCCGAGGGGAGCCUGCUGGAGCCGCUGUGGGGUGAGCCGGCCGGUGGGCAGCACUCAGGGUUCCUUUCCCGGGGAUGAUCUCCUGCGGCGCACAUUCCAGUUGGAGAUCCAGGCCAUGGAGCAGCUACGACACAAGCACAUCCUGGUGCUGUACGCCGUGGCUUCCGUGGGGGACCCCGUGUACAUCGUCACGGAGCUCCCCGGCCCGAGGGGAGCCUGCUGGAGCCGCUGUGGGGAGGACAUCUACCUUUCCCACGACCACAACAUCCCCUACAAGCGGACCGCCCCCAAGGCCCUCUCCCAAGGGCUUUACUCCAUCAAAUCCGACGUCUGGUCCUUCAGGAUCCUCUUUCAUGAGAUUUUCAGCAGGGAUCAGAUACCCUAUCCAGGAAUGUCCAACCGCGAGGCGUUCCUGAAUGUGGAUGCAGGCUACUGGAUGCCCUGCCCCCUAGAGUGCCCCCCCGCCACACAUAAGCUGAUGUUCUCGUGCUGGCACAGGGACCCCGAGCAGAGGCCCUGCUUCCGAGCCCUGCGGGAGCGGCUAUCCAGUGUCAGCAGGUAUGAGAACCCGCUCUGA
This is a messenger RNA of Ailuropoda melanoleuca (giant panda), 1365 nucleotides long. RefSeq names its product protein tyrosine kinase 6 (gene PTK6). The record is from RefSeq and is a predicted model, not a curated record. Gene Ontology annotation, biological process: protein phosphorylation. NCBI's taxonomy places the organism in Eukaryota, Metazoa, Chordata, Mammalia, Carnivora, Ursidae. Gene Ontology annotation, molecular function: protein binding; protein kinase activity; ATP binding.